GGUUUGACCAAAACCAUGGAUGGAAUGCAAGAAAGAAACUCACAGCUUGGAACUGAUAUUGGGUCCUCCUUAUCAAAGCUAAUAUUAACCAGUGGCUCAAACACCCUGGACUCAAUCUUCUCAGAUUGUCCCCCAACAAACGCCGCCAGUAGCAACUCCGUGUUGGACUAUUUAGAACCCUUUGGAUCUUCCGGGUUUGAGCCUUUGGGCUCUUCCGUCUACCUUCGCCAGAGGGAAAUCCUCCAAAAGUUCUACCAAGAAAGUCGGGGGAACGGGAACGGCAACGGCAACGGAUCUCUUCUUCCCACUUCCUUGGCAAACCCGUCUAUAAAUUCUCUUUACACUGCUUCGUUGACUUCUUCUUUGACCAACCCUUCCAAGAAAAAGCUCUACAGGGGAGUGAGACAGAGACACUGGGGCAAAUGGGUCGCCGAAAUUAGACUUCCCCAGAACAGGAUGAGAGUGUGGUUGGGCACCUACGACACCGCCGAAGCAGCCGCCUACGCCUACGACCGCGCCGCGUAUAAGCUACGUGGAGAGUACGCGCGUCUGAAUUUCCCCAAUUUGAAGGACCCGACCAAGCUGGGGUUCGGAGAUUCCGCCAGAUUGAACGCCUUGAAGAGCUCCGUCGACGCCAAAAUCCAGGCCAUAUGUCAGAAGGUGAAAAGGGAGAGAGCCAAAAAGAUCGCUGCCAAGAAGCUCAGUUCUGCCACCGCUCACGCAACCCGCAAGGAGAGCGAGAAGAUCAAUUCCUCCACUGAAUAUACAUUUGUCCAAAUUAAUUUUAAAUGCCACGUCUGA
Vigna angularis (adzuki bean) is the source of this 801-nucleotide messenger RNA. RefSeq names its product ethylene-responsive transcription factor ERF061-like. The transcript has a single exon. Gene Ontology annotation, biological process: regulation of DNA-templated transcription. Gene Ontology annotation, molecular function: DNA binding; DNA-binding transcription factor activity. The record is from RefSeq and is a predicted model, not a curated record. Lineage: Eukaryota; Viridiplantae; Streptophyta; Magnoliopsida; Fabales; Fabaceae. The coding region runs from base 16 to 801 and encodes 261 amino acids.